Molecule: messenger RNA, 1479 nt
Organism: Lutzomyia longipalpis
Lineage: Eukaryota; Metazoa; Arthropoda; Insecta; Diptera; Psychodidae
Product: DNA repair protein XRCC1-like
Exons: 2
Coding region: 82-1392 (436 amino acids)
Biological process (GO): single strand break repair; base-excision repair; double-strand break repair via nonhomologous end joining
Cellular component (GO): nucleus
Molecular function (GO): damaged DNA binding
Source: RefSeq, a predicted model, not a curated record
GUUUGCUUUUUCUCAGUAUUCCUUUCCCGCGUUUCAUUCAUUGAUUUUUUACGUAUUUUUUCAUUAUUUCCUGGAAAAAUCAUGUCCAGGACUACACUGAAGAGUAUCUACAGCUUCAGUAGUGAAGAUUCAGCAUUUCCUGCUUCGAAUCUUCUAAAAAAUCUCAAAUGGAGAAGUCAGGGAGUUGGUCAGGAGACGGAGUACGUGACAAUUGAACUUGAGAAGCCAACCAGAAUCAAUGGGAUUGAUUUAGGGAACGAAUCUUCCUGUUUUAUCAGUGUCUUCGUGGUACGACGGGGCCAGGAGAUGAUCCCCGAAAAGUACCAAGAAAUCCUCCUGAGUGCUUCCUUUAUGACUCCCAUAGAGUGCAGAGCAAUGGAGAAUACUAAUCACGUCAGAUGCUUCAGCCAAACUGCCCUGGUGGAGAAUGUGGUCAAGGAAAAAUGGGAUUUUGUGAAGAUUGUCUGCUCACAGCCCUUCAAUGCUCAUGUUCAGUAUGGGCUGUCUUUUGUCACGAUUUAUUCGGCAGAAGAGGAAGUCCCGGAUUCAGGGAAGCUCGAGAAAACUUCAUCAUUGGGGAAAUUUCUUUUCCGGAAUGAAUCCCCGGAUUCUGAUGAGAAGUGUGGAUUGUUCUUGAAAUGGAAGGAAUCUCGCAGGAAAAGUGAGCAAUCUGAGCAACCGUCAACCAGUACGUCUUCUGCAGCUCAUGUUUUAGCUAUUCAGGGAUCCGGAGAAGAUCUGCAGGAUGGAGAUUCCUCACAGAAGCCCAAGAAAGCUGAUCGGCUAAGAAAAAAUCGAAUUGUGCACGAUUCUGAGGAUUCAGACGAUGAUGGAAGAACAUCAGCGAAAAAACCACGAAGAAGUGAAGAUGUGCCCAAAAUCAAACCAAAGAAGCCAGAGAAGAGAAUCUCCUAUCAGCCUUUUAGCAAACUCCUCAAUGGGGUGAUCUUCACGAUCAGUGGCAUUGAGAAUCCGGAAAGGGAAGAUUUGAGGAAGAAAGCAUCUGCAAUGGGAGCAAGGUACCGACCAGUUUGGAGCAGCAGCUGCACCCACCUCAUUUGUGCCUUCAAGAAUACCCCAAAGUACCAUCAGGUUAAGGGAUCAGGGAAGAUUGUGCAGAAAGAUUGGAUCCUGGAUUGCUACUCCGAACGGAUACGCUUCCCAUGGCGACACUACGCUCUCGAUCGCAGCGAAAGGAAUGAAUCAGACAGUGAGGAUGAAGUUCACGAUGAAGCUCGUCGUCCUCCUGACCAAGCCCAAGGAUCUUCCUCCAGGAACCGUAUCGUAGAUUCCGGAUCGGAUACAGAAGAUGAAAUUCAGAAAAUUCUGGCUGAGAAAGAUGCGGAGAAAAAUAUCUACAACAAGGAUACAGAUGAGGAGGGACCUUCCUAAUGGAUCCUGCGCUUUAAUCAUUGUAAUUGGCAGGAUAUUUCUGCCCAUGUGAAUCCUUUCAAUAAGAUAUUGAAGAGUUCUUCUUAA